UUCGGAUGGACUUCCGUGUAUAAGCAGGUUCUCCCCACUAGAGGGAGCUGUUGCUCAUCUGAUGCUUUGUCACCACUGGUAUGGUUAUCUUUUUUGGUAUGUUUGUUUGACUGUCCCCUGUUUAGUUUGGGGAUUCUCCUUGUCCACCAAUUCCUACUUGAGAGAUUUUCCAUGUGUACCUUAUGUCCUCUACCACCGAGUGUUUUAGUCACUCCGUCUACCCACGCAUCUCUGUCCUUGUUGCUCGCCCUGACUGGGGACUGCCUGUCUCUUAUGUGUUUUUUGUCUUUCUCCUUGCUGUCAUGCUUGUUGUCCUUUCUUAUGGCGGAUCUUAGGGUACUGUCCUGGAACGUUAGAGGAGCCCGCACCCCCUGUAAACGUGCCCUGAUAUUUUCCCACAUAAGGAGAUACCGCCCUCAUAUAGUAGCAUUGCAGGACACUCGUCUAACUCCAGACAGGGCUGGUCAGUUUUCAAAACCCUGGGUCCAAUGGUCCCAGCACUUCUUCCACACGUCAUUCUCCAGGGGGGUUUGCCUUCUAGUUAGCAGGAGGGUGCGAUGGGAUCCUGUCACGGUCCGCAGGGACUCACAGGGUCGCCUUAUUUUUGUUUAUGCUUAUUUGAAUAAUAUGCCAUAUGUCCUAUUGUUUCUCUAUAACCCUCCUCCUGCUACUAUGGAGAACUUACAUGGGGCUGUUACUUUUGCUGCUAGUUACCCUGCUGCUCGUGUUUUAUGUAUGGGGGACUUUAAUAUGGUGCCGAACCAGGCUUUGGACUGACCUAGUCCUAGGGGGGUCCCCGGGGGCACUGGGGGUACUCCUCUCUCACAGUUCUUGGAUGAAGUCUUUUGGGUUGACAUAUUUAGGAACAGGUGUCCUCAAGCUAGGCAAUACUCGUGUCAUACUCUGGGUCGAAAUGCGCUGUCCAGGAUCGACCUUGCAUGUGGUAACUUGCUUCUUUUCUCCCAGGUCGUAUUGGAGGCCCGAUACGUUGCGGGCCCAUCAGAGGCCCAUAAGGUGGCUUGGCUACGUGCGGGGCGACACUAUAUGCUGCACCUCCAUGAGAAGGCCAAUAGGAAACUAUUCUUUACUAAACAAUUUUAUUUUGAGCACGGGAAUCAAUCAAGUGCAGUAUGAUAAUGCGGAAUUGGCCACCUACCUGGACGGCAUUGACUUUCCCGUGUUGUUCCUCUCCUUAUUGGAAAUUCAAGAGGCCGUGGCGGAUAUGACCAAAGAUGGAGUCAUUGAUAGAAAUCCACCCGAGAGGUGUCCCCGUCCUCUGUAUUCCCAGGACUGUCCAGAGGGAAAUGUCCCAGAGAAGCAUCAGGAUGAAGAUAAGAUUAAUUUUAAGGUUGAGGUUAAAACUGAACCAGAAGAGGAGACGGAUUUCGGGGCCGAUCAGCAGUAUGGAGUCAUUGAUAGAAAUCCACCCGAGAGGUGUCCCCGCCCUCUGUAUUCCCAGGACUGCCCAGAGGGAAAUGUCCCAGAGAACCAUCAGGUUAAAGAUCUGAUGGAUAUUAAGGUUGAGGUUAAAGAUGAACCGGAAGAGGAGGAAAUUCCAGGAGGUGUUACCCCAGAAAACUUCAUGUUAUUCCUGAAUGAUAAAGGAGAAUAUGAAGAUAUGAUGGGGCGCUCCUCAGGAGAAGACCUCCUUACCCCUAAUGUCUAUCCAUAUCGAUCAUAUAUUAAUCCCUCUGAUCAUGACCACCCAUACAUUGGUACUAAUCAGAAAGAGAGGAAAAGGAUUCAAUGUAAUGAAUGUGGAGAACAAUUUACAAAAAAGUCAGAACUUGUUAAACACAGAAAAAGUCAUAUAGAAAAGAAGCUGUAUGUGUGUUCAGAAUGUGGGAAAUCCUGUACAUGUCAAUCUGCUCUUAUUGUACAUGAGAGAAUUCAUACAGGGGAGAAGCCAUAUUCAUGUUCAGAAUGUGGAAAAUGUUUCAAAAGUAAGCCAGAGCUUAAUUCACAUGACAGAAUUCACACGGGAGAGAAGCCAUAUUCAUGUUCAGAAUGUGGAAAAUGUUUUGCACGUAAGUCAGAGCUUGUUAAACAUGAGAGAAUACACACAUGUUCAGAAUGUGGGAAAUCCUGUAAAUGUCAAUCAGCUAAGGAACACAAGAAAGUUUUAUAUUGUGGGGAAUGUGGAAAAGAAUUUACAAGAAGAGCAGAUCUUGUUAGACACAGAAAAAGUCAUAAAGAAAAGAAGCUGUAUGUGUGUUCAGAAUGUGGGAAAUCCUGUAAAUCUCCAUCAGCUCUUAUUAUACAUGAGAGAAUCCAUACAGGGGAGAAGCCAUAUUCAUGUUCACAAUGUGAAAAAUGUUUUAAAAGUAAACCACAGCUUGUUAAACAUGAGAGAAUUCACACAGGGGAGAUGCCAUAUUCAUGUUCAGAAUGUGGAAAUUGUUUUAAAGGUAAACCAGAGCUUGUGAAACAUAAGAAAAUACACAUGGGACAGAAGCCAUAUUCAUGUUCAGAAUGUGGAAAAAGUUUUGAAAGUAAAUCAGAACUUGUUAAACAUAAGAGAUUACACACAGGACAGAAGCCAUAUUCAUGUUCAGAAUGUGGAAAAUGUUUUAGAACUAAAGCAUAUCUUGUUUUACAUAAGAGAAUUCACAUGGGAGAAAAGCCAUAUUCAUGUUCAGAAUGUGGGAGAUGUUUUACACAAAAAUCAGUUCUAGUAUUGCAUGAGAGAAGGCACAUGGGAAAGAGGCCUUAUUCAUGUUCAGAAUGUGGGAAAUGUUUUAUAAGUAAAUCAGAUCUUAGAAGACAUGAGAGAAUUCAUGCAGGAGAGAAGCCAUAUUCAUGUACAGAAUGUGGAAAAUGUUUUAGACAAAAAUCAGUUCUAGUAUUGCAUGAGAGAAGGCACACAGGAAAGAAGCCUUAUUCAUGUUCAGAAUGUGGUAAAUGUUUUAAAAGUAAAACAGAGCUUGUUAUACAUAAGAGAAUUCACUCAGAAGAGAAGCCGUAUUCAUGUACAGAAUGUGGGAAAGGUUUUAAACAAAAAUCAGUUCUAAUAUUGCAUGAGAGAAGUCACACAGGCGAGAAGCCAUAUUCAUGUUCUGAAUGUGGGAAAGGUUUUACAUGUAAAUCAAAUCUUGUUAAGCAUAAGAGAAGUCACACCGGAGAGAAGCCGUAUUCUUGUUCAGACUGCGGUAAAUGUUUUAAAAGUAACUCAGAUGUUGUUGUACAUAAAAGAAUUCACACAGGAGAGAUGCCGUUUUCAUGUUCAGAAUGUGGUAAAUGUUUUAGAAGUAAACCAAGUCUUGUUAAGCAUGAGAGAAUUCACACAGGAGAGAAGCUGUGUUAUUGUUCACAUUGUGGUAAACGUUUUAUAAGUAAAUCAGAUCUUGUUAUACACGAGAGAAGUCACACAGGAGAUAAGCCAUUUAUGUGUUCAGAAUGUGGGAAAUGUUUUACAACGAGAAGAUAUCUUAUUGCACAUGAGAUAAUUCACACAAGGGAGAAGUCCUAUCAAUGUUGAGAAUGUGAGAAAACACAAUUUUCUAGACACGAGAAAAGUCUCACUGGAGACUGAUAGAUGAAAUAAUGCUAAAAAUCUAAUAAUAUAGAGAGUGUAAAUAUGAGAUCUUAGGUAACAGUAAAAUAUGAUGUUUCUACGUUCUGUUGUGAGAAUUAACCCUUGAAUAAACCUAAGCAGAAGCUAAAGCCAACAUCAUCUCUUGGUCAUCAGCACCUGGGGUCAUGUGACCUUUGUAGGUAAAUAACGGUAAUGAGAAGUAAUAUGUAAUGCUAUUGUGUAUCAUUUAGUAGUGACUUGUAGCUCUACACUACAGUAUGAUUGGAUGAUUUCUAUGGAUGAUAAUGAUUGGUGAUUACUAUGUAUUACCUCGGCCUCAUUUCCAUUAGAAAUAUUACUGAUUGUAUCUCAUGUGUCACUUCUGUCACCAAUAAAUGAAAUCCUGUGUGUGAACCGGUCCCUAUAACAAGACGUUGUCCCUGUGAGUCCUUGUGGAGAUGGAGAAGGGAAAUUCUUGGUGUUUCUCCAGACAGGGGUGCAGAGUGCUGCUGGGGAUACAGGACUUUAGGGUGCCCUGGCGGGGGGGGGGGGGUUAUUGCUGUUAUAUAAGAGCGGGCUCUGUCCCCAUUAUACAGGCUCCUGUAUUUAUUUUUCAUUUUCCAAUAAAAGAGAAAACCUCAUAUAACAAGACUCCAGGCGGCCACAACAUACACGCAGGUACAGCAUGCCGCAGGAAAACUGCCAGCGGGACACAAAACAGCAGUAUGCAAGGGAAGUAAUGCCAGCUCACCCAAACGUCCAGCCGAUGAAAGGAAAGGUGCGGAUUUCACCAGCCAUAGAAGAAGACUUCCAGCACGGAAUGUUCUCAGGAACGUCAGACUUUAUUAAUUAUUCCAGUAAACACAAGACAUCGGGCACAGUGACGCGUUUCGGUCUGAUCACCGGACCUUACUCAUAUAAAGACAGGUCAGAUUCAGAACCUUAUAUGUCGGGAGGGGAGGCUGAUGUCACCCCACACCUGCAGCGUUCCGGUAGCCUAAACCUUUUACAUCCCAGAUCAAAGGAUACACAAAUACAAUUUUGUUAAAGGGGUACUCCGGCGAUAAGAUGCCUGAUCGUGGGGGGUCCCGCCGCUGGGCCCCCGUGAUCUUGCACGCAGAACCCCGUUGCAAUCAGUCCCCGGAGCAUGUUCGCUCCGGGUCUGAUUACUGGCGAUCACGGGGCUGGAGCAUUGUGACAUCACAGCUCCGCCCCUGCGUGAUGUCAUGCUCCACCUCCUCAAUGCAAGCCUAUGGGAGGGGGCGUGACUGCUGUCGGCUGAGAACUGCCGAUCAUGGGGUCGGAGCAUUGUGACGUCACAGCCCCGCCCCCGUGUGACGUCAUGCUCUUCUGUUAUGGAUAUUGAAAUUAUGUUUUUUUUUUUUACAUCCAUUAUAUCCCAUGUAGUAUAAAUUUCCCUGCCCCCUCGGUCUAAAGUUUAGUUCACCUACAGCCACAGUAGGCAGGGCUAAAGAACCUGCUUUUCCAGGUUAUGUGAGGAGAGCAGGCGGACACUAGGCCAAAGGGGUGGGGCAUUGGGGGAUUUCACAGGAGAACAUAUGGCCCUCUGUCUCUUUUCCUUUGGAUCUUCCUUGAAGAGGGGAGCUCUCCUGCUCCUUAGACUGGGAUAGAUAAGUAUAUUGAUUGUAUCAUUUCUACACUAAAUAUUUAUAUAUCACUGGUAGAUUCCUGCUAGUUUGCUAAACAUAGAGUAUGUACUAUUGUAUUAAUGCUUGUAUGUUUGUCUUAUUUGGUUUAGCUAAUUAAUGUUUUUAUUAAAUGUUAUCA
Messenger RNA from Hyla sarda, 5302 nucleotides. RefSeq names its product zinc finger protein 345-like. Gene Ontology annotation, biological process: regulation of cytokine production; negative regulation of transcription by RNA polymerase II; regulation of immune system process. Gene Ontology annotation, cellular component: nucleus. The transcript is spliced from 7 exons. Lineage: Eukaryota; Metazoa; Chordata; Amphibia; Anura; Hylidae. The coding region runs from base 635 to 3478 and encodes 947 amino acids. The record is from RefSeq and is a predicted model, not a curated record.